This is a messenger RNA of Racocetra persica, 426 nucleotides long. NCBI's taxonomy places the organism in Eukaryota, Fungi, Glomeromycota, Glomeromycetes, Diversisporales, Gigasporaceae. The record is from the annotation of a GenBank genome assembly.
GAUACUGCUGGUCAAGAACGAUUUCGAACUCUCACUUCUUCAUAUUAUCGUGGUGUACAAGGUGUUAUUCUUGUUUACGAUGUAAGCAAGAGAGAAUCGUUUGACCAAUUGGAUAGCUGGUUCGGAGAAUUGAAUACGUAUUGUUCGAGUAAAGACGUGGUGAAAAUGAUAGUUGGAAACAAAGUUGACAAAGAACAUUCUCGAGUGAUCACUCGCAAAGAAGCUGAAACAUAUGCACGAAAAAUGCAAACCUUGUUUAUUGAAUGUAGUGCUAAAACUAGGGUUGGUGUUAAAGAAGCUUUCGACGAACUUGUUACAAAGAUCAUUGAAACGCCAAGCUUAUGGCAAAAAAAAGAAAAGCAACCUGAUAAUAUCAAUGUAUCUCGCUCAGCACAAACAAAGCAGGAAAAUUCUGCGUGUUGUUAG